Messenger RNA from Dovyalis caffra, 390 nucleotides. Lineage: Eukaryota; Viridiplantae; Streptophyta; Magnoliopsida; Malpighiales; Salicaceae. The record is from the annotation of a GenBank genome assembly.
AUGCAAGCUGCUAAGAAGAAAAUUAGCAAUUUUGCUAGUGUUGCUAAGGAGCGCAUGACAAUUUGCAAAGCCAAAGUUGAAGAACAGGCAGAGUUAGCAACUGCGAGGACAGCAGAAGAGAAAGAGUUGGCCAGGGAGCGUAGAAAAGCAAAGGAAGCACAGGCAAAGUUGGAGUUGCAUCAGGCCAAAGCCAAGCAUGCAGCUGAGAAAUUGAGUUCCAAGCACCACCAACCGUCUGUGGUGGGCACUCAGCCAUUGGUUGGAACCCAUGCAAACCAGCCAGUUGGGACUGUAAUGCCUGGAACGACAGCUCCUGCACAUCCCUUAGUAGGACACCCCCUGGGCAUAAGUAUGUCUAGACAAUUAAUCAUGCAGUGCGGGGGAAGGUAG